This is a messenger RNA of Colletotrichum higginsianum IMI 349063, 915 nucleotides long. Its product is annotated as Major facilitator superfamily transporter. The record is from RefSeq and is a predicted model, not a curated record. Gene Ontology annotation, biological process: transmembrane transport. Bases 1 to 915 code for a protein of 304 amino acids. The transcript has 3 exons. Gene Ontology annotation, molecular function: transmembrane transporter activity. Lineage: Eukaryota; Fungi; Ascomycota; Sordariomycetes; Glomerellales; Glomerellaceae.
AUGGCGUCAGCGCCGCCGCACUCCUCGUCGUCGUCGAUCACGGCGACCGAGGCCGACGUCGAGGCGCAGAAGCCCGUCAACAAGGCCAACUACUUCCACCUCCUCUUCGACCAGGCCGGCGUCACCGAGGCCGUCCUCGAGCGCAAGUACCCCGGCGAGGGCACGCACGAGGCGCCCUACGUGGUCGACUUCCUCCCCGAGGAUGCCCACAACCCGCAGACCUUCCCCGUGUGGAAGAAGUGGACCUACACCAUCGAGCAGGCCAUCGCCACCCUCGCCGUCGCCUUCGUGAGCACGGCCUACUCGGGCGGCAUCGCCGAGGUCAUCCGCGACUUUGGCGUGUCGACCGAGAUCGGCAUCCUGGGCGUGUCGCUGUUCGUCGUGGGCUUCGCCGUCGGCCCCCUGAUGUGGGCGCCGCUGUCCGAGCUGUACGGCCGCCAGUACCUCUUCAUCGUGACCUACAUCGCCCUCACCGCCUUCAACGCCGGCGCCGCCGGCGCCCAGAACAUCGAGACCCUCAUCAUCCUCCGCUUCUUCGCCGGCACCUUCGGCGCCUCGCCCAUGACCAACGCGGGCGGCGUCAUUGCCGACAUGUUCAACGCCAACGAGCGCGGCCUCGCCACGGCCAUCUUCGCCGCCGCCCCCUUCCUGGGUCCUUCCAUCGGUCCCAUUUACGGCCCCGCCAUCCGCAAGCGCUGCAAGUUCGCCGCCGAGGCCUCCGCCGUCCUCGAGCGCAUGCGCCAGACCCACGAAGAGACCACCGAGGACGACGCCUUGGCCGAGCAGGAGAAGAAGGAGCACGAGCGCACAAUGUCCGCCGCGCCUAGCGACGGCGGCGUGCUGUCGGACGACGAGCGCACCGUCCAGGGCGUGAUUUCGGACGACGAGGCCGCCCGCAAGGUGCAGCAGGCCUAG